CCCUUAGCACAUUGCACGAUCUGCGCACGAAAGGGGUACACUCCGUUCUCGAAGACUGAAAGGCUAUGACUUGGCACUGCAUACGCCCGUCUCCGCCCAUUUUGGUACAAGGGCUUGACUGCUAUGGUAAAUGAUUUACCUAAUCGUGAAGUGUGGUAUGAAAAGAUGCUACAAGAUGUACUUUUCAGAGACAGAAUCAUUGACAUGCAUGUGCCCCCUUGGUGCAUUUGGGAUCUGUAUAGUAAUUGGGUGGUGUCGUGGUGGGUUGUCCGACAAUGGCCAUGGGAAAUAUCAGAUUCGUGGAUGAAUGAAGAAGAUCAUCGUAAGGAUGUGUCAACCCCUAUCAAUGGAUAUCAAUGGCCUGUACCCAUCCCCAAAGACACCACCCUAGAUCAUGUUCGGAUCGAGAUGCUCAAUCUGGGAGCAGAGUAUGUCUAGUUGGAUGUGCUCUGCCUGAGACAGAAAGGUGGGCUGAUGGAGGAUCUGCGUAAGAAAAGCAGAACGUAGCGCUGGACCAAGACAGAAAUGGAGACCUAUUUGUCAUCAACAGCACGCUAUUGGCAUUCGCAAAGAUAGAUGAACAGGUACGCCUACCA
Guyanagaster necrorhizus is the source of this 596-nucleotide messenger RNA. RefSeq lists its product as uncharacterized. NCBI's taxonomy places the organism in Eukaryota, Fungi, Basidiomycota, Agaricomycetes, Agaricales, Physalacriaceae. The record is from RefSeq and is a predicted model, not a curated record. Bases 124 to 438 code for a protein of 104 amino acids. The transcript has a single exon.